AUGGCGAAGAGAGUUCUCCUCACAGGUGCCAACGGCCUAGUUGGCCAGCAUACGUUAGCUGCCUUCCUCGAAGCAGGCCACUUUGUACGAAGCGUUGUGAGGUCACAGUCUAAGGUGGCCCAGCUCUCGUCACUCUUCUCCAAGUAUCCCGCCUCACAGAUGGACUUUGGCAUAGUCCCCGAUAUCACAGCGCCUGGUGCCUUUGACUCCGUGCUGAAGGCUGAGCCACCCUUUGACGCUAUAGUCCACGUAGCGUCACCGUUCAACUACCGCAAGAACUCUACAAAUGCUGAGUUCCUCGAUCCCGCUAUAAAGGGCACUACGGAGAUCCUGAAAGGAAUCGUCAGGGUAGCACCCACUGUCAAGCGCGUCGUGAUGACUAGCUCCAUGGCGGCCGUCAUCAACUGGACGCAGCCAAAGGUCGCCGACCCGCAGAAGGUCUACGCCGAGGAAGACUGGAACCCCGUGACGUGGGAGACGGCGACGACCACCGAGCUGCCAAACACCAUCUACCAGGCGAGCAAGAAGUUCGCCGAGCUGGCGGCGUUUGACUUCGUGGCGAAGGAGAAGCCCAACUUCGACCUGGCGGUCAUGAACCCGCCCAUGGUCUACGGGCCGACCUACGACCCGAGCAUCUUCACCAGCGUCACGGAGCUCCCCGAAUCCGUGUACAGCGUCUACAACAAGACGCUGGCGGCCGGCCUGUCCGAGUCGUCGCCCCUGCCGCCGACGGGCCUGCAUCUCUACGUCGAUGUCCGCGACCUGGCGCAGGCGCAUCUACUCGCGGCGACGGUGGCCCAGGCCGGCGGCAGUCGGUACAUUCUGGCUGCGGGGCAGGGCGACAUGUCCACGCAGCGGAUCCUCAACAUCUUCAGGGCGACCCUGCCGGGUCUCAGCGGUCGGAUCCCCAAUGGCGAGCCCGAGAAAUGGGAGUCGGAGAAGGGCUUGUUCGGUGCGAGCAACAAAAAGGCGAAGGAGGUGCUGGGGCUCACCUUCCGGACGCCGGAGGAGACGAUGGGUGAUAUGGCGAGACAGCUGUAUGAGCUUGAGAAGAGACUGGGUUCCUCUCAGUGA
Messenger RNA from Phaeoacremonium minimum UCRPA7, 1074 nucleotides. RefSeq names its product putative nad dependent epimerase protein. Bases 1 to 1074 code for a protein of 357 amino acids. The transcript has a single exon. The record is from RefSeq and is a predicted model, not a curated record. Gene Ontology annotation, molecular function: oxidoreductase activity, acting on the CH-OH group of donors, NAD or NADP as acceptor. Lineage: Eukaryota; Fungi; Ascomycota; Sordariomycetes; Togniniales; Togniniaceae.